Molecule: messenger RNA, 7585 nt
Organism: Aphanomyces invadans
Lineage: Eukaryota; Oomycota; Saprolegniomycetes; Saprolegniales; Verrucalvaceae
Exons: 11
Coding region: 50-7534 (2494 amino acids)
Biological process (GO): axoneme assembly; cilium movement involved in cell motility
Molecular function (GO): protein binding
Source: RefSeq, a predicted model, not a curated record
CUUCGGGUCGAGGUGGUCGCGCUUCCAUCGAGCUGAAAGGGAGUGAGAGAUGGACCUGGACCUUGAAGUCCGGCGAAACCUAGACGACAUCAACCAUGAUCUGACGCUGAUGGCGACGUUGCCAGCCGCGGACGCUCUCAAGUUGAGCCAGAAACCGUCGAGGCUGCGUGCCAAAGACCUCGUGGCCAAGUUGCGCUCAUGGACGCAAACGGGGUCGCUGGACGAAGAUCAGCUUCGACUCACCGAACUCUUGCCGUGCGUGGCCGAAGUGGCCGUGAAGGAACUCGACUUUGGAACAGCAGAAGCAUGUGUUAGCUGGUAUUUGUCGUUGUCAUUCCCACGAGAUCAGUUCUACUGCCGAGCACUCUUUGUCCGAGCAAAGUGCCUUGCACAACACGCUCGCACCCUUCAGGGACACGCUUGUGUGACCCAGGUGCAGUACGCAAUUCAUUGGAUUCUCCAAGCCAUCAAGCUCGCGCUGGAGCCGACGAGUCGACCGCACUACGAUUUUCUCGUGUACAAUGCGACCGUGACGUACUGGCACGUGGCGCGGCCACUCCUUCGUCCUGGCAGCGCUCGCCACCUCGUCGAGUCGAUGCAGACCAUGCUGGACAGCCUCAAAGCCAUCAACGAAACGGACAAAGCUUGGAUCGUGCGGUACGAGAUCGCACUCGCGACGAGCUACGAAGACGACAACCAGCUCGCAAAAGCCGCCAAGCUCAUCAACGACGCAGCUGAUCAUGCCCUGGCGCUGGUGGCAUCCGCUAAAGCGUCGGAGGCAGCGGCCGUGGAUUUCACGAAUCAAGCUGCAGCUGCGAUGGCCUUGUUUGAAGAAGCGUCAUUGGUACAAGUGCAUAUUGGCCGACAUAAAGAUCCUGAAUGCGCCAAGUCCUUGGCAGCAGCGAAGAAAAACAUGGUGUCCAAGCGCCACGCCAUCCUCCUCAACCUGCAGUCUAUCAAAUCCAAGCUGACGCCCCCGGAAGGUGUUCGACCCGCCCUGCUAGACUUGUUUGCUGCCACCACCGGCGUAAAAUUUGAAGCUGUCGGGCAUGGCAUCCCUGACGAUGGCUCCAUUGAGUGGGAAAACAUUGUUGAGGUGGCCAUUGUCGCUGUGCAAUGCCACCACCAGGACAUUGCCAAAACGUGCGAGCGCGUCGUGGUCACAAGCAAGCGGCUCAAUGCGCACGUCCGCGUCAUGGCCGACCUCCUGCGCUGCCUCCUCGCGCUAGAACCUGACCAGCCUUCUCUAACUGGAGCACCCACCCCAGCGACAACCCCUGCUAUCUCUGGUCUAAAGGGGACACCUGAACAAACUCCCGCCUCUGUACCGACUGCCUCAGCAGUUCAGCCCACGGUGCUGCACUUGGACAAGCGGCAGCGCGACGCCCAACGGCUCGCGCAACACGUGGAAUGCGUCAAGGUGUUGGAGCGAUCGCUGGCGGCUGCCAAGCGGCUGGGUCAUACUCACUUGAUCCAAGACAUUUGCCUCUUUGCAUGGAACGUCGCGCUGCCCCUGGUCGAGUCGCACCUUCGAAAGCACGUCCAUCGACUUUUCCAGUCGGCGACAUCGCUCCUGGAAGAGUUGGAAAGUCCGCUCGUUGCGUUGAGGGCCCAGAUGCAUUUGGAGACUGCCAAGUGUGAAAUGGACUGCGACUACUUAGCCAAGGCGGCCAUCCAUGUCAAUAAAGCGCUGCAGCUGGACUAUGGGGGGACGGCGGCGGCGUCUACAUCAGCCAAGACGGGGUACGACGCCGGAGGAAAACCCACUUCCCCCGAUGGCCAAGCCAAAGGAAAAGCACAAGGACAUGGCCACUCGUCGGCGCCACCGCAACACGACACCACCCAGAGGCCGUUGGACAAACACUUGCUACCGAUGAAACGCGUGCUGGACCUCAAGUCCAACUUGUAUGGCGAACCGGACGCGAUCGAAGACCAGGCUCUGAUCAUCAUAGAGCAGUCCAAGGAAGCCCACGACAAGGCGCUCAAGGCGACUCUGCUCAACAAAGCGAUCGACCUGCUCGAACUGAAUGCCCCCACCGAAGGACUUGCUUCGACUGCCUUGGAGCGCUUUGCAUUGUGGCACGACAUUGCCAAACUCGCAUGGGGGCUCAAGAAUGCUCCCAUGACGCGAAAAGCCGCCGCAAAAGCCCUCAAGUUCACGUUCAACGUGGACGAAGCCCAGUGCAUUCUGCAAGGAGAGCUCCAUUUUGUCUUGGCUGAAACGUACGUGGGCGAGAUCAAGUCGUACGAGAAGGAUCCGUCCGUGUCUGCGAAUGAUUUGCGGCUAGGAACGAGGGUUGGCGAGUCCAAUCAAGGCAGUGACGUGGAGCCCCACGCAACGAUCGCCACGUGCAAGAAGCAAGUGGUGGCGGAGGUGAUGCUGGGGCUGCAGCGUGGGCUAGAAACCAAAUCGCCGUGGGUCGUGCUCAACGCGGCCACGUACUUGUGGAAUUAUCACUGUCACCUCUUUCGCAAGCCCGUGGUGGACCGCGACCUCGACUUGAUUCUGCCGGACGUGGCCGCGGCAUUCAACACAGUGUUCCAAGCGCUCGUGGCGCCCGACUCGGCAGUCGACCCGCACCAAUUGCCCCUGCUCAGCUGCAUCGCGCAAGGUCUGACCAUCCUCCAUCGGGACGAUCCAAGCCGCAUGGAAGGGUUUGUCGACGCCGUGUUGAAGCGAAGCGAUCACCUUCCCAUCUUGCACCGGAAAGCAUUGAUCGAGAUCAAGACAACGAUUCAGCUCGACCGCGGUGCCAAGGACGCUGUCAUGGGGGAUACGACCCCCAUGAAGGUUGUGUCGUGCGUGAGAGCGCUCGAAGUUCAAGUCGAGUUGCUGCAACAAUUGCACACACGCGCGGCGGACGGCGCGCCGCCCGGCGACGACGAAAAGACGCUGGUCGACAAAGCGUCGACGUACUUUCAAAAGGCGAUCCAGCUUUGGACGCCGUUUGCCACCGAUGCGUUUGCAUCGACGGCCACCGUCGAGCCCGUCUUGGAAAUGGAGCAGCAAAAGCGUGAAUUCUAUGCCGAGAUGUGGGUGCGCCUCGGAAAAGCCGCGCUCGCCCUGCACAAGACGGUCGACACACAAAAGUUUUGCCAAGAGGCGGUGGCGCCCCUCCACGCGAGCGACAUUCCUCGUGCGUUCUUGACGCCGUCCAUUUGGCGAUGGUACGCCUUGGCGCAAGUGGUGUGGGCCCAAGCGAUUCUCCAACUCGCAGCUGACACGGAGGCGCAGGAGAAAGACGUCAAGCACGAGCUCGCUCUCUUUGCCAUCAAGCACUUGCUCCUGGGUGCAGAAUUCGCCGUCCGUGCUGGCAACACGUCGCUUGUCCACAUGGCGGCGCGGAUCAUGUGGAACGGCAUGUUGGGCAUUCUGGACGUGAACGGGACGCCAAAUCCGUCGUUCCGACAGAAACUGACCCACGACAUGCACAACAUGCUCGACCAUCUCACGGCCGUCGAGUCAUCGCAGUGGUCGUUUCGCGUCGACUUUGUGUGUGCCUUGCUCGAUGUUUACGAAGAGCAGCAGGCGUGGGAGGCCGGGCUGUCGACGGUCGAAGCUGCGUUUGCCGUCAUCCCGACACCUGCGCAGCGGCCACUGUGGCGAUAUCGCGUUGUCUUUAUGUCGAAGCUCGGGAAGAACGUCCAGGACGGGUUUGCCAAGAUGAAAGAGAACGACGUGCUUUUGCAAGCGCGCGUAAGCAAACGAAUUGCGGUGUCGACGACCGACCCCGGCGCUCAAUACAAGGCCCUCUACCGUGCCGUGAAGGACCUGACCGGCAAAGUCGAGCAGGCGCAAUUCCUCGUUGAAAUUGCCGAGUGGUUUUACACCAACCAAUUUCCACUUCAGGAUGUCCACGACCUGCUCCACGGCGCGAUUCACAUACUGGUGCCAGUGGUCCAUCGAGGCCACGAUGACGAUACCGCGUCCAAGAAGGGAACGAUCAAGAAGCGCCGAAAAGACGUUGAGCAUGCUGUCCCACCUCUCGAAUAUUGGCACCUUGACCUCCUCCUGCGCAUAUACGUGAUGCUGGCACUCGCCGGUCGGUCGUCGCAAGAGCGAUUCGAGUACGUGGUUGUGGCUCUCGCGCACGUAGCUGUGAUAUGGGACGCCUUGGCCACCGAACAUCUCAAUUUGCAAUACCGCGACCUGUUUGAAGCACGCCAACAGACCGACCGCGACGGUGGUGGCGUCGACGAUCCUUCGUCCAUGCACCGCGCCAUCGACGAUUUCGACGAGUGGAAAGCGCUGAACGUGUCUGGCAUGGCUGUGGCGCCAGGGCUUGUCGUACCACGGUCAACGAAGGAGUGGGCUGCAUUUGAUGUCGAGCCGCACGUUCCGAUGCUCUGCGGGCGCACAACGCACGCCAAGGCAUCGUUGUUGAUGCUGCAUCCUGGAAACGUAACCCAGCCGACACUGACCAUCCAUUACCUGUCCAAACUGACGCAAUUGGCGGUCGAGUUUCACCAGCACCCUCACGUCCUUUCGUGUCUGUGGCUUGCGAAGGCGGUGGUCAUCGGCACAGCGACCACAACCACUUCGUCCAUGGCUGGCCUCGGCGACGACAUCCCGUUGAUGCCGAUCACUCUGGAUUUGCAACUAGCCAAGACCCUCGAAAAGCUGUGCUACCACGAGGCGAGCCAGAUGUGGUUGAAGCGAGCCCUCGAUGCCCUUCUCCACACCUGCCAGUCGUCUGGUUCGGUGGUCACUGUGGACAAGUCGAUGGCACAGCUUCAGCUGGUCACGGAGUCCAGCCUCCGCCACCGCCCCGUUGUGACAUCCAAGUACAACGUGCUGCAACUGUGCGUCGAUAUUGCCGAUGCUCUGCUCGAGUUUGGCUAUCAUUUGCGAGUAAAGCAGCUACUGGACAUCGCCACUGUCCAUUGCAACGCUGUGGGGGACUCCGCAACGCUCGCACGAGUCGACGUGUGUCGUGGCAAACUAUUCAUGAUUGAAGGAGAGCGAGCCACGGCGCUGCGCCACUUCCAGGCCGCGGCUGCCACCGAAGGGUUGGACGUACAAGCGUACACAACGUACGUGGCGCUGUACGGAACGACUCUGUGCCAACAGGGGCAGCCAAAGGCCGGGAAAGCCGCGCUACAGCAUGCCAUCCACGUUGUGAAUCAGCUGCCCAAGCUUCCGCUCACGUCGACGCAAAUCCAUCUCGAUAUACCGCCGCCGUCAUCGACGCCCCUCGAUGUGGAUCUCGUACAGGGUUUGGCGGUGCUCCAGGCCGCGUACGCAGCGCUACUUGUGCAUGAAAGCAGUACGCUCUUGGCCACUGGGGGCGACUGGACGGGGGUGUGGGCGGAAGCCGGUCGCGUGUAUUCGGAAGUCGUCGCGAUGCUCGCCAAAAUCGGCGGCACGUUUGGCAUGGUUUCCGUGGCGUCCACAUACGCCAACGUCUUGACGACCAAGUUGUGCGAGAUGCCCGACUCGGACGACGCAGUCGCGAUGCUGCAGCGGGCACGGGAGGUCCUUCUACUCGCUCAUAGCUACAUCCAACAAAUCUGGGAGGCCACAGACAACCCCCGUGUCGACAUCGACGUGUGCACGGUGAACUCUGUUGUGCUGGCCGCCGCGUUUGCUCAAAUCAAGGCGCAGUUGGGACGACUAGAGUUGCAGCAGCACCUGCUUGGACAAGAGCACAAGAUGGUCGUGUACCAAGUUGAAAGCGACGCAAAGAAGAACCUGAUCGAGCUGUGGCUGGAACAAACCGCACCGCGGCAUAAAAAAGCCGCAGACGAGAUGCAGCUGCCACCGCUGGAGAAGGCGUUGCUGUACUUUAACGCGGCCGUGACGUUGUCACAGCUUGCCCCAUCGCCGUCGUACAAGGCCAGCAUCGGGCGAUGCCUGCGGCUCCAGCUACAACAGAACUCGACUGACGCAGGUGUGUGGACUUUUACAACGGAUGCCCUGCGCAAGCAAGGCAUCGCGUGCUCGUCCGCACCAUCCUCUGGUCAUGGCGACACGACGAACCAGCAACUCGAAGACGUCGCUCGACUGCUUCUAUCGGCGCUCGACCUUGCUCUCGCUCAGAAGGACCGAGCUGCGAUUGAAGAGUGCACUUAUGAGCUCAUGCAGUGUUAUGGAUGCGUCGAUCCAGCUUCGGCGGUGAAGUUCCUUCUCUGGUACCAAAGCUGCCGCACCAGCGUCGUGGCUGAAGGAUUAUUGCUCGAAGCGUGUGCCCCCACGAACCGAACCGCUUUGUUCGUGCAACGAAUGCAUCUUCUGCCGGCCACAUCCGCUCCCGCACAGCUUGCCGCGCUGUACUUGGAGCACGAAUCGGAGGCGUGGCGGCGGCUCGCAGUCACGCCCACUAUCGACGCGACGCUAGCCCACCUGCCUCCGCACAUGGUGCUCUUCUCGCUGCAGCUUUCGACGGAUGGUUGCUAUCUAUACGGUGCCAUCCAACCGUCACCCGCCAGCACGUCGCAUGGUGCUGGAGUCCCGCUGGUAGCCCGCCUGGAACUCCAUUCCCCACGCCGAGUUGCCCUCAAAGAGUUGGUGACAAAGCUCAAGGCCUGGCGCGCAUCGACGGUCAAGAGUUUACUGCAAUACAGCGAUGCCAUGAUGGGGGAGCACGACUGGUUUGAGUUCACCGACGCGUCACCCAAUGCGACGGAGGUGGCAGUGAGCGAAGACACAUUGGAAGAUCAGUUUCAGGCGCUCAUGGACGAGGCCAAACGGCUCCUCGGGCCGUUCCUGGACUGCUUUCAUGACGUGCUGAAGGUCUUGAAAGGCACCAGCGACGAAUCAAACGUCCUCUUUGUCGUCGAUCCCGCGGUGGAAAGCAUUCCGUUCGAAGCGAUGAUGAGCGAUGUCUUGGAUGCCAGGGACUUGUCUGUGCACAUGCUGGCCAUUCGUUUGCAAAACGUCAAGGCUACGCCGUACAAGAAGGAGGACUUGUUUUUCAUUGCCGAUCCGCAGAAUGACGCGGACGUCGACAGUGCCGACAACCCCCUCUCGAUCUCGGCCACGUUGACGGCGCUAAAGUCGAUCGCCCCCACCAUCAAAGGGCUGAGUGGGAAGAAGUACGUGCCGAGCGCGGGCGAGUGGCAAGCCGCCCUCACCGGCCGCCGCGGCGGGGGACUCCUCUUUUACGGCCCCAACCGGUCGCUGGCCCACUUUGCGCCAUCGCAUGUCGCGGGGUUGAGUGCUCUGAAGUGCAAUCUCGUCGUCAGCAUGAGUCGGAUGGAAAAUUACGCGAGCUACCGCCGCCAGAGCAAACUCGACACACACAAGCCCAAGCGCGUCUUGAGUUUGGAGGACGGAUGGGAAAGCGCCGUGCUCUGGUCGUUGUGUGGGGCCAACUGCGUUGUGACAAACCAGUGGAACACGUCGUUCGUGGCCAACCACCGAGUCUUGACGGGACUGUUUUCCCAACUUGCCAAGAACGUGCCCGUUGCCAAAGCGCUCAAGCGAACGGGCGAUGUCUGGAUCGCCAACACCAAAGUCCUCCACAACGGCACGAAGCUCAAAGCGCGCGUCCGCUUCAACCCGAUUGUGUACGGGCUGCCGCACUUGCCGUGAAUAGUAGUGUCGCCCUGGCGUCCAAAACAUGUUGGUCUCGUCAUGCUGUGC